AUGGCCGCCGCCGUCGACGAGAUCGAGGAGCUGAGGACCGAGAUCGAGCGUCUGUCGCGUGAGCUCGACUUGGCCUCCACCGAGAAGAUACAGUCGGCGCAAUACGGACUCGCGCUGCUCGAGGAGAAGUCGGCCCUGCAGCAGCGGUGUAACGACCUCGAGGCACUCUACGAGAACACGAAACACGAGCUAGAGAUCACGCAGGAGGCACUAGCAAAGUUCCAAACAACUACAAAAAUAACAGCAAAAAGCGGCAUCGAGCAAGAAGAGAGUCUUCUUAAUGAGAGUGCCGCUCGGGAAACGUCUUUACAAUCGCAGAUCAUCGAAUUAGAAAAUGAAACAAAACAGUUGCGACAUGAAUUGGAACGGGUGGAGGCAGAGCGUGAUCACGCGUUGCAGGAGCGCGAGGAGAUCGGGAAAGAUCAUCAACAGGCGGAAACGGACCGCAAGGCAUUACGAACGGAUUUGCGGGAGUGCAGGUUCCGUGAGACCCGUCUGCUUCAAGACUACUCCGAGCUGGAGGACGAGAAUAUUUCAUUGCAGAAGCAAGUGUCCGGUUUGCGGUCAAGUCAGGUGGAGUUCGAAGGUGCCAAACACGAGAUUCGACGGCUCACCGAGGAGGUUGAACUAUUGAACAGUCAGGUGGAAGAGUUGACGAAUCUGAAAAAAAUAGCGGAGAAGCAGAUGGAGGAGGCGUUGGAAUCCCUACAGGCCGAACGUGAGGCCAAGUACGCCUUGAAAAAGGAACUGGACCAGAGGAUCAACAGCGAGUCGAUUUACAAUCUUAGCAAUUUGGCGCUUUCCAUUCGAGGCAUCACGGAGGAUCAAACGAUAUGCAGUGACGGUGAGGACGAUUCGCCUGCACUGCGCAGAAUCGAGGCGGACUUAAAGACGCAAGAACCAGGAACAUCUGCUACCGACAAACAGGUUGACUUGUUUUCUGAAAUUCAUCUGAACGAAUUGAAAAAACUGGAGAAGCAGUUAGAGCUUGCAGAGACCGAGAAGGCACAUCUGACGCAAAAUCUACGCGAAUCGCAGUACGCGGUUGAGAAGAGUCAGGCAGAAUUGCAAUCGUUUGUUGCGCGAAUAGUGCAGUUGUCAGCGCACGUGCAAUCGUUACAUCAUCUUCACUCAAAAUUACCAGAAAAGCAGAGUGAAGAGACGACGUUAGAUAAACUCAGUCAGGCCAUUGUACAAUAUCAUCAAUGGAGCACUAUGUCCGCUCGCGAGAUUAAUCAGUUGCAGAAAGAUCUAUCCGAAUUGGAGAACGGCUUAACCGUGUCCGACUCCACGCAGCAGCUAAGAACGGAAUUGACAAAUCUAAGGAACAAGCUCUUGGACACGGAACAAAGGAGCAUGCAACUCGAGUCGGACGUAUCUACUCUGUCGAAACUCACUGCGGAAGCGGGUGGUUUCCUUGAUUCUGCUCAGAACGACUUGCAGAAUCUCUCCGACGAGCUCGCGCAACUCUAUCAUCACGUAUGCACCGUUAACGGCGAGACGCCCUCGAGAGUGGUGUUGGACCAUGAGAAGUCGGAGAUACCCGAAAAGGAGGAGGAGAAUGGCAAGAUGGAUUGGUGUAGGACUCUUUUCAAGACUGACAUCAAAAUUAAGGAUUUAGAGAGCCUCAGCAAAGCGAAGGAAAUUGCGAAACACAUAGAGACUGCGAUGGACCAAAUAAAGCACCUCAGAAACGCCGUAGAACACACGAUCGAACUAUCCAAAGUCAAAGGAAUGCAAUCCAAUAUUUGCAACGUCUGUGAAGCGUCUGUCAAUGAGAACAAAGCAGACGUAACAGAUCUUCAAGAACAAGUUAUCAGAUUAAAGGCCUUGUUGUCCGCUAAGCGGGAACAGAUUGCUACGUUAAGAACAGUGCUUAAAUCAAACAAAAAUACAGCAGAAGUAGCGUUAACGAAUCUGAAGAGCAAAUACGAGAACGAGAAGAGUAUUGUUAACGAGACGAUGCUUAAGCUGAGAAAUGAGCUUAGAAUGUUGAAGGAAAACGCUGCGACAUUCUCAAGUCUGCGUGCAAUGUUCGCUGCACGCUGCGAAGAGUACGUGACGCAAGUGGACGAACUUCAGCGGCAGCUUACCGUAGCGGAAGACGAUCGGAAGACGCUGAAUCAGCUUUUGCGCCUAGCGGUGCAGCAAAAGCUCGGCCUCACCAUGAAGCUGGAAGAGCUCGAAGUCGAUCGGGAGCUGCGCAAUACCAGGAGACACGCCGCCGGCGCGAACGGACGCGGUAGACCGCGACUGUCGCAACAGACGAACCGUCCCCACUUAGGCAGAGAUUUCUUCUAG
Molecule: messenger RNA, 2301 nt
Organism: Cyphomyrmex costatus
Lineage: Eukaryota; Metazoa; Arthropoda; Insecta; Hymenoptera; Formicidae
Gene: BicD
Product: Microtubule-associated protein Bicaudal D
Exons: 7
Coding region: 1-2301 (766 amino acids)
Biological process (GO): regulation of microtubule cytoskeleton organization; microtubule anchoring at microtubule organizing center; protein localization to organelle
Cellular component (GO): Golgi apparatus; cytosol
Molecular function (GO): dynein complex binding; dynactin binding; cytoskeletal adaptor activity
Source: RefSeq, a predicted model, not a curated record